AUGGCGGGGGCUCGUGGUGGAAUGUUGGGCAUGACGCAGCAAAGACGGACGGUGCAUCAGAAUCACCGUGCCUCUGCAGUUGUGCCCAGCAGGCGUGUCACACAGCACGAUCCCGACAUUGCUGGAGAUGUAUGGGCCAGCAGCAAGCGGCCGGUGGGCAUGAAACCGGCAGAUGCCAGCACCCUUGAAGACUGGACGGUGGCUUUCAACAUUCGCGCCAUGAUUCCUGCAAAGAUCAGGCUGAAAAUGACGCGCCAUUUUUUCCCUCUCCAAGAAGGCUUCGAGGAUGGCACCUGGCGUAUCCGUUGCACCAGUCAAAAGGCGAUCCUUUGUCGCCGAAUACUCCAACUGCUGGCCCUUUGCACGGCAUUUUUGACGCCGGGCCUUUUGGCGAUGCAGCCCAUUUGUCCUUCACCCAACCGCCGGGACCUCCAAGACUUGGCCGCACUGCACGCGACACAGUUCACCGUUGAUAUCUUGUACAUUGUGUUGUCCACAGUGGUGUUUUUCACAUUCUCAGUAGUGACCAAAGACAAGUUUGAGUUGGUGGCCUUCAGGAGUGUUAUGGCGUGGCAAUUGCGACAUGCCGGCCUCUGGCUGGAUUUGGCAGCCCUAGUGGGCGAUGUCAUGCAACUCGUCCACUACGCAGACGUCGGCUUUGGACAACUGUGGUUUGGUGAAAACCUCCGCACAGAACAGUGGCUCUCGCUGCUGGACCUGCUUCGUUUGUGGCGCCUCUGGGAGCCCUCGGCACCGAUCAUCGUCAGUGCCUUUUCGGACGCGGCAGUGGUGGGCGAAAAUGGAUGUUGA
Cladocopium goreaui is the source of this 810-nucleotide messenger RNA. The record is from the annotation of a GenBank genome assembly. Lineage: Eukaryota; Dinophyceae; Suessiales; Symbiodiniaceae.